Molecule: messenger RNA, 3528 nt
Organism: Podospora pseudocomata
Lineage: Eukaryota; Fungi; Ascomycota; Sordariomycetes; Sordariales; Podosporaceae
Exons: 7
Coding region: 1281-2855 (524 amino acids)
Source: RefSeq, a predicted model, not a curated record
GGAAGCUUGGAAUAAACGGGACGGUCCUGGCCGCACUUCAUGGGGGUUUCUGACAGCCUAACGAUGUUGAGGAGGAACACCCUGGCGAGUCUAUUUAACAUGAAGACCUGCCCUUGGAUAACCCGUCUGAUCUAAUAUUCUGAGACGUGCGACAUGUCACGGCAGAGUUCUUAUAUUCUCUUGAAGAGAGGUUUUGGAAAUCCCAUUUCCUGUACCCCGGAUCACGCAUACAUACAUUUCCACAGUGGGGCAUCUCGACCCUGCGGUGGAGCACCGGCGCUAGCACUCUCGACCCCUCCUUCACCAAAUCCGCCGGCAUGACUGCGUAUGCAGAGAAUCCCAAACUGGGAAAUGGAAAUUCAGCUGUGGAAGGAGCAGAUGAAAAAUGAAAAGAGGCAACGUAUGAGAGCAUCGCGCCAAAAGCGCGGUAUAGAAAGAACCCACUUGCCGUCUCCCAGCUCAUGUGUAGCUGCCUAAUGUAUUCAUCCUUUUUGUUUUCAACUCCCUCGUUCUCAUCAGGAGAAUAUCGUGAUCAUUGGGCAACAUCUCCAACAGGUCUUCGCGACUGGUCCAAGAACCACAUCAAGCUCCGCUCAAGGUGGCUCGGGAUUCGUCGACAUUGGUCAUUCACGGCCUGAUAAGAAUACCCACACGCAGCCACCUCGCGUCGAGACACUGCAGCAGCCCGCCGUCUUGACUCCUCAGCUUUGAGCUCGUUGUUUUCCCAGUCUUGCGGCUGUUGUCGACUCCAGCCUUUGGGCUCCGUCGUCGUGUCGACCACUGGUCACCGCCUCUCCUCUUGCUGCAACUUUCUUUGGCCUCUUCUGUUCAUCCAACGACCCACACUUACCCUUCCCUCUUUCAAGAGGCCAUUCAUCCGGCGACAAUAGGGUCGGCCUACGCCGCGAAUGGGAUCCCGGGCCGUGUGUCACGAGCUCUCACCUCCGCCAAUUACAAUUGCAUUUAAUCUACGAAGAGGCCCAGAGCACCACUCGACAACUAGACAUUCCACUCCCCAACUCCUAGGCCUCUAGCUACACUUGCGGCUCUGCAUUGUGGCAAAGAGAAUCUCAGUAUAAAGGCAGGACAUCAUCCUGGAAUAGCAACUCCGCUGCGUGCUAGAGGAGGUUCUGGAUCUCUUGCCGUUGGCCGUUUGGUAUAUCGUUUUUUGCUCUGGUUUUCAUUUUACCCACGAAUACGCUCCCUCAUAACACCAUCCCGUCUAUCGGGAUUGUUGAGUUCACCAAUAUUUUGUUACGUUUUCCAAAAAUGCAUGCACCAUGAGUUCCAGUCGACGAAACCAAGGGGCAUGGUCCAAGUGGGAACAUGAUGAGCAGAACAACCGAUAUUUUAGGGCCAGACGGAACCACAGAGGUGAUUGGGAAUAUGACUACAGCUACCCGCCAGGCAGUGAGCAGCAAGCUCCUCGCGCUGAUGGUGUUGAUAAUCUCGCGAGCUCGAUGUCCAAUGUGACCAUCUCAGAUACAUCGUACAAUCUUGAUACGCCGGGUGUCCAAGAUGGUUCGGCAUAUGAUGACUCUUAUACGUUUAGUGCCCCGACUGGUUCCACGAGCUUCGGGCUGUCGGGUAUUCCACCGAGCCCUGGGCAGAACAUAGUUUAUAGUGACCAAACUCAGGGAUAUGGAGCGCCAUCUGCACAAGGUUACGAUGGGUACUCGACCAGGCCAAAUGGGAAAUCUUACGACCAGUCUUCUGGAUACAGACCAUCCAAAGGGAAAAGCUCCUCGUCAAGGAGACCUCGGAACAGGGGAAAACCUCAAGCUGAUGAUCUGCCGCCAGCCCAACCCCAGUCAUUUGGGCCCGGUGAGCCGUUCUACGAACCAACGAAGCCUACUUCAUCCUACGAUGAAACCUCAUCUGUUGCAUCCGAGUAUGGAACUGAUCUUGCAGAUGGUACGGAUGCAAGUGUUGCAAGUGAAUUCGACGAUCAAGGAACCCAAGUUGCACCCAAUCCCGCAGAGUCCAGCUAUUACUCAGGCAGCACUGUCACUCUUGAUCCAAGGGCAGCCGUGUUUUCAGAGCCUGGCCCUAUAGAAGGUGAAGUUGAAGAGGACACUGCGACUGUGAUUCAACCGCCAGAGGAGUACUCUACUAUUCCCGAGGCCUAUGAGGAAGAUGAUGGGUACGGAACUGGCAUGGUGCCUGGACCAGCUUCAAUGGUUACUGGAUAUGACCAGUCCGCAUAUCAAUUUCAAGACGAUCCUGGGCAGCAGACACCAAGAGCUCUGUCUCCGAUGGUGCAGACCCCUUACUCGUAUGGGAAUACCAUCAACCAACGAGUCAGCGAUAGAGGCUAUGGUACUUCACAUUCAUCGCAACAAAAUGACAUUUGGAGCAGCUUCGUGGUCGAACACUCGUCAAGAUUCCAACCGGGAGAAGUCUUUAAAAUCUACUGGUCUGAACCUCUCGGGAGCGGUAUGAACGCGACCCUGCGAUCCUACAUGCAACGAGGCCAGAAGUUUCAUGAAAGCUUUCGUCGGUUCAUUGUUGUCGCUACCGACGAAGGUCAUUCUACUUGCGUGCCUAUUCUGACAUAUGGUCAUCAAGCCUGCACCAAAAAGGGCGUGAAGCCCCGCAAGCAUGGGAUCGUCUAUGCCUCUGGUACAAGACCACGCAUGAUGCCGGGCGAGCCAGACUUGGGUUUCGAACCUGUGCGGCUCGAGCUCACAGAACGAACCGAGAAGCUCGACAAGGAGUCGCGCGUGAAUUAUGCGAAGCUUGUCACGAUCGAGCAUAACUACAGAGUGUUCUUCAUUGGCCGUAUUGCCACCUCCGACUUCCACAACAUCGUCACACCUGCUGUUGACUACUGUUGGCAAAACAAGAACCGUUAGCACGGUCGAAUCCGGUUUUCUUUUUCCUAUUUCUUGGAUACUUUAACUAAGCUAAGCUUUUUUUAUUUUUUUUUUAUACAGCGGGCAGGGUUACUGAUAAGCGUAUCUUGCGUUCCCGGGGUUUUCCUAUGGUUUUUUCUUUUUUUUCUUCAUUUACAUUAUUUGAUACUUUAUGACGGUCGUCGUCAAGAACUUGGGCAGACAUGCCUCUAACGUUUUUUUACGAUCGCUGCUAGUAGUCAACCAGCCAGCAGCUCCUUAUUUUCGCCGUCACCAGUCUCGAGACCAAUUUAUCUACGUUUUUCACAACUCUUCUCAGUAUCCGAAUAUACGUUUCUUUAUUUUCUGGCUGACGCCAUCGAUGUUCAGCCAGCUGCGGCUAUUUCACGAUUUAUGACCAUUUCUUCUUCAAAUAACAACUGCAGCUCUGGCAACAGCAAUGGCAGGAUCGUUUUGGGGAAGGCGAUGAUGAGAAUAUGAUGUUUAUGAUCUUCGUUUCAUGUUGCUGAUUUAUAACGUUUUUCUUUUUUUGGCUAUGACUUCAAGGAUUGGGUAUCGUGUUGAACAGAUUGGAAAAUGUUGAUCCAGUGGAAAAGGCGGAUGGGAUUGAUGAGCAGGUUUUUGUCUUGGUUAUUCUUUCGAAACGGGCAAAACCAAGACAAGAGAUCUUGUG